UGAUAAGUUUCUGGAAUCCCUCACUCCUCUCUCUCUCUCUCUCUCUCUCUCUCGAUUUUUUUAGGGUUGGACUGAAUCCAAGGACUCGACACCGAGGGGAAUUCCAUUCGAUCUCGUUGUUUUCUCUGCUUGAUAUGAGCACGGGGGAGGCUCGGAUUUGCCCGUUUCUUCCCCGAUUUGGGCAGUAGGAAAGCCAUAUGAGCUGUUCGAUCGAAUAUUUUAAUCCUUGCCAUCAUAUUGUUGAGAUCGAUACUUGUACAUAUUGGUGGUAUUAAGAUGGGCAGUGGUCUGGGCUGCAAUAAGUCUGGGGAAAAGGUCACCAGAGAAGCAUUACGUAGAGCUUAUCAUUUUACUCUCCUUCUUUCUCCUGUUGUUUCCUUUUGGGAUUGUAUUUUUUGCAAAAUGAGAUACUCCUUCAGACCUGAAUGGAUGUAGCAUUAUGGUGGUAGCUGUUGAAGUAGUUUCUUGUUCAGAAGAGUUCAGUAACUUAUGUAAAGUUUAGGCGAGAUGGUACUGGAAGUGAUUCUAUUUCAUCAAUAGUCAUUUCAAAGAUAUUGAGCUGAGACCAGCAUUUUAGAAAGAGGAAUCAUGGAAAAAGUUCGAUGUGGUCAAGCAGGUGCAGUCCUGAAGAAAGGGAAGAAGAAGCAGGCCAAAGAUGAACUGGAUCGCCUAAAGCAGGCCGAGAAGAAAAGAAAGCGCCUAGAGAAAGCACUCGCUACCUCUGCAGCCAUAUGCUCUGAAUUGGAGAAGAAGAAACAGAAGAAAAUAGAAGAACAACGGCGGCUUGAUGAGGAAGGUGCUGCAACAGCUGAGGCUGUUGCUCUGCAUGUCCUUCUAGGGGAGGAUACAGAUGAAACCUGUCAUUGCAUGCUGAACAAUAAUAGAAGAUGUUACCCUGGGGAUUGCUCUAAGAAUUUUGACUUUUUAAAGGGUUAUCAUGUUUUCACAAAAUAUUCUGUUGGGGGACUGGGAUGGGCCACUGAUGCAUAUGGACCUGUGUGGAAGUGGAAUGAUUGGGUGCUUGGACAGUCAAAGCCUUCUGAGAUGCAUGCAAGACAUCUACAAGCAUCGUAUUAUGAGGAGACAGGUGAAAGAGCAGAUAUAUCUGCAGGAUGUUUAGCAGCAGAGGCAGUCUCAUCACUUAGAAUUGCAGAAAAUUCACAUGAUGGCUAAUUUGCUGGCCAAGGACUGGCAAAUGUUGUCAUCAAUAGGAAGCUGAGAUGCAGCAGCGUGGGUAACCAAGUUAAUUUUUACAAGGAGUAAUAAGUACAUUAUAUGUAGACUUGUAUAUAGCUGUCGCAAAUUAGCCUUUUUUUCCAUUUUGAGUGACUUAAAAUAUCUUCCUAAUUUAAUGCUAUAUUCUUGUCAUGGAAUGCGUGUUAAGGAAUGUCUGAAGGAGCUUGUCAUAUCCGCUGUUUAAGAACACUGGCAAGAUCUGCUUCGCUGUAUAUGUUGUGUUUUAAUUGUACAAUAAGAUUAUCAUAUGUAAUUUGUUAUUAGUCAAAUAAAUCAUUUGUUGCUUUUGAUAAACAA
Messenger RNA from Phoenix dactylifera (date palm), 1533 nucleotides. The record is from RefSeq and is a predicted model, not a curated record. NCBI's taxonomy places the organism in Eukaryota, Viridiplantae, Streptophyta, Magnoliopsida, Arecales, Arecaceae.